Plasmodium inui San Antonio 1 is the source of this 597-nucleotide messenger RNA. RefSeq lists its product as hypothetical. The record is from RefSeq and is a predicted model, not a curated record. The coding region runs from base 1 to 597 and encodes 198 amino acids. Lineage: Eukaryota; Apicomplexa; Aconoidasida; Haemosporida; Plasmodiidae. The transcript has 2 exons.
AUGAAAAAGAAACGUUAUAAUAACAGAGGAAAUGUUUUAACAUGGCAUGUGAAUAAUGACGAAGAAUGUAACGGUGGAGAGGCUUCAAGUGUGAUGCCAUCAGUAAAAAAGCACAAUAAUAGAGAAAAAAAGAAUACUUUUCCACUAAAUAAAAUACUCAUCCUUUCCGCAUUGCUGUGGACGUAUCAAUUUUUUAAUGAGGACUCGUUUGAACCAUGCGGUCACAAGAUAAAACCCAGAGAUGGUAGCAGUGACAUAUUUCAUUUUGGAACCAACAGAUCCCUGUUUGAAGAUAAGACUCCGUUCCAAACAUUCAAAGAUGAUUUAAUAAAAGACAACGUAACAAAAGAUAAUAUAAUAAAUGAAGACUUAGUGGAUAGUUCUGUAAUUAAUGACGGCAUAGUGAGUGAAAACUUAAAAAACAGUUUAACUGAUAAAACCAAUGAUGAUGUUAACAGAGAAAAAGAGGAAAUUAAAUCCAUUUUAUAUUCCUACAUGGAAAAAAUUGAUGCCAUGUAUGAAGAUAAAUUAUGUUAUAAAUUGUUUAGGAAAUGCAGAGAAGAAGAAAAUGAUGAAAAUCCUAUGAGUUUUUUUUAG